AUGGCCCUAGAGAAUGUGUGCAACUGGCAGGCUGCUGAAGCCCUGAGCCCUCGUUUGCCUGGGGCUGGGGACUGGGCUGUUCCCAGGGGAUAUGACCCCCGGGUCUUUCUGCAGACACAGGGGCCAGAACUGGCACAUGGAACCACCACACUGGCCUUCCGGUUCCGCCAUGGUGUCAUUGCUGCGGCUGACACUCGCUCCUCCUGCAACUCGUAUGUAGCCUGCCCCUCGUCCCAGAAAGUCAUUCCAGUCCACCGGCACCUUAUAGGCACAACCUCGGGCACCUCGGCUGACUGUGCCACCUGGUACCGGAUACUGCGACGGGAACUUCGCCUUCGGGCUCUAAGGGAGGGUCGGCUGCCCAGUGUGGCAGGGGCUGCCAAGCUUCUCUCAAGCAUGCUGUUCCGUUACCGGGGGUUGGGGCUAUGUGUGGCCACAGCCCUGUGUGGUUGGGACCAGGCUGGCCCUGCCCUCUUUUAUGUCUACAGUGAUGGGACCCUCCUGGGGGGUGACGUCUUCUCUGUGGGCUCUGGCUCACCCUAUGCCUAUGGCGUGAUGGACCGUGGCUACCGCUAUGACAUGACCAUUGAGGAGGCUUACACCCUGGCUCGCCAAGCUGUGGCCCACGCUACCCGAAGAGAUGCCUAUUCAGGUGGCUCUGUGGACCUGUACCACGUGAAGGAGAGUGGCUGGGAGCGCGUGUCUCGGGAGGAUGCCUGCAUGCUCUACUUCAGGCUGCAGGAGACUAGAGACCAGGAGGAAGAGACCAGUCCUACAUCCCACUGA
Messenger RNA from Gracilinanus agilis (Agile Gracile Mouse Opossum), 786 nucleotides. RefSeq names its product proteasome subunit beta 11 (gene PSMB11). Gene Ontology annotation, molecular function: threonine-type endopeptidase activity. NCBI's taxonomy places the organism in Eukaryota, Metazoa, Chordata, Mammalia, Didelphimorphia, Didelphidae. The record is from RefSeq and is a predicted model, not a curated record. Gene Ontology annotation, cellular component: proteasome core complex. Bases 1 to 786 code for a protein of 261 amino acids. The transcript has a single exon.